AAUAACACUAUACAUGACUCCUUCACAUUCAUACAAGAGAAACAAAUUAAACCAGAUUAUUAUAAGUCUCCAUCACAAUUUCUUUCUUUCUUUCUCAAUUCUCAAUUCUCAAUUCUCCCCGCCAAACCAUUUCAUAUGUCUCAAAAUCUUCAUUAAAAAUGUCAAGCUCCGAACACAACAGUAGUGAAUCGGGCUGGACAAUGUACUUAAACCAAUCCUCAAUUUCUUCUUAUCAAUACCCGCAAAGAAGUAGAACAACCCGCCAAGAAGAAGAAGAAGAAGAAGAAGAAGAAAAUGUUGAUUUGUCGAUGAUUUCCGACGCUUCUUCAGGCCCUCCACAUCUCAAUGAAGAUGAACAAGAUCAUGAAUACCGCACAAAACCUGAGAAAGAGUCCAAGAAAGGGAAGAAGAUGAAGAUGAAGAAGAAACAAAAUCAAUCUAUUGAUGACACAGCUAGCUCCCCUCCAAGCCACGAUCUUUCUCAGAAACAGAAAUUUAGUAAAGGUUCAGAUGAACAUGGGAUGGGAUCAAAUGCAAGGAAGUCUAAGGGAAAAUCAACAUCUGUGGGACAAAGUUACUCUAGGUCCUCUGUGAAAUGACCCUUAAAAUAUAUAUAUAGCUGGUGGUGGGUCAAUUUUAUGGUUUGGUUUGCAGUUUCAGGUCUUGAUUCACUUUUAUUAUAAUGUGGGUAUGUCAGAGUUAUAGAGAAAGAUCAAUGUUAUCCAUUUUUGUGAUUUUUUUUUUAAGAUUGUUUUGAUUGGUAAUUGGAAUAGUUUGCCUGCUCAGUUAGUUGUUGAUGAUAUGUCAGUAUUGUGGGAAGCAAAUAAUAGGAGUGAGAAGAUGGAAGUUAAAAAAAAAAAUGAGCAAAGGGUAUUUAUUAUUAUGUAUAAAAUAUAUAUAUAUAUAUAUAUAUAUAUAUGAAUUGUAGUUGAGAAAUAGAUGCAAUUAUAUAUAUUCUGUGCAGCUAUUUAAAUGACACGACAAAUGCUGCCUUUGAUGCUC
Molecule: messenger RNA, 1002 nt
Organism: Impatiens glandulifera
Lineage: Eukaryota; Viridiplantae; Streptophyta; Magnoliopsida; Ericales; Balsaminaceae
Product: protein SOB FIVE-LIKE 5-like
Exons: 3
Coding region: 159-599 (146 amino acids)
Biological process (GO): cytokinin biosynthetic process
Source: RefSeq, a predicted model, not a curated record